GAUAGAUGAAGAUGGAGAGGUCAUGUGGGGCGUGUGUGAACCCUCUGGUGGGAGGAAAGCGGGAUGCGCUUCCACCCGUUGAGGGAGGAAAAGGAAGGCAGACGAGGAAUGCGUGAAGAAGAACGAACCGACUUCCAUCUGGCCCUAAAGUGCCGCUACAUUGGGUCCGGAGGCAAGAACAUGUAUUGGGGUAGGGUGAAUACCUGCGAGGCGGAGGAUGCACAUUCUACGAAAUGAGAAGAAGCCCCGGCCUGCACGUUGGCAAAAUUGAUCGGCUGAGAAAGGGUCGCGUCGCUGAGUAACCGCAUUUGGACCUUGACGCACUCGUGCGGGCAGCCAGCAUGAACACCAUUGGAGAUCCGAUAUGUAUGAUAAUUUGCUGCCUGAUGUACAAGGAUGUCCACAACGCGCAACAUCGAGCAUGAGGGCUUCCAUUGCGACAGUGUGCCUGAGUGGAUGGCAACCUGUAAUGCCACGGUUAUCGCGCUUCAUGAUAAACCUUCAAGCGAAAUGCUUGCUGCUGGUCUGUUCACGAGAUGAAGCAUGCGCCUGUCAAUCUCGCUGUGAUUGCCGAGGGGUUAAUGCAAACACGUUGGUAUGCUCUUGUGGUUCGCCUGGAUCACAUAACUCUCCGUCCAUAUGUAGUUGUGCCACAAGAUGGGGCAUUUGCGUCCCAUUAGAAGUCGCGAGGGAAACAUGCGGAGCUCAUCUCACGGCUGUUGAUCGCAUUGCGAUGAGGACGUUCUGCGCAGAUUGCGAUGAGGACGUUCUGGCAAUUCUCUGUCGACACUCCACCCCUGCAAAACGAUGUUGCCCGCAUGGGGGGCAUCUCUCCGCGUGCCCGUGGUGGAAAUGAUCAGGUGGCCGUGACUCCUCCGCUUCGCACUCCGUCACCUCCGACUGGGCCAGGUUCACGCUGGUGAGCUACAGGAUCUCACGCAGCCCCCUUGCUGGUCUCCAAAAAACAACAAGAUUCAGCAUAAACCUAAUGUCUCUGAGUUCGGUGCGCAUUUCUUGGGUCGAAAAUAGACCCACCUCUAUGGCUCGCAAAAAUCGCGCCAGGGGCGGCGCUGGAGGCGCCGCCAGAGGGUGCUCGAGUCUCAGUGGUCAGCCCCCCACACUCUGGCGUCGGGCCCUGGUUGCGCACCUAGAAGACUGGCGUGCUUUCCCCCCCGGGCACAAGGAUGAAGCGUAGCGUCUCGUUCUGCCAGCCGGAGACGACCGACCUCGGGCAGUUCACUACACAAGGCCGCAGCGCUUCCUCGUCUCACGGAAAACCAAGUCCGCCAGAACCCCGUCCUGGUCCCCACUGCAGAGCUCCCACACACGUAAGUCUGCUCUGCCCCAGCGGUGGGUGCACCUUUCGCAGGUACACCUCGCGCUGGUCCUCCUUGUUCGCCGCCUAUAUGGAAACCCUCGCCGACGAAGACAUGCUGGAAAUGCUCCGCCCGCUAUGCCCUCAUCAGGUCCCGACGCUCGGUCUUCCGCAAAGCAGUGGAGGCCCAGCCAGCCUGGGCAUCCGCUUCACAGGCGCCCGCGAGCCACAAACAACGCCUGCUGGCUAAUGUGCUGCUCCUCCUCCUCAUCAUCAUCCUUCUCCUGAGCGUCGAAGGUGACCCGAGGAGGGAAAGGGGAACAACUGCACUCGCCACUGGGAUAAUCGACCGGGCGCGAAUCACUUUCAGAGCGAGGCCGCCCAUGUCACAGCGCGGCCUGUCACUCUGCCUGCGCCCUGCCAGGCAGCUGCCACACCUCCUCGUCCACCCCUCGGACCAGAUCCCCGAGGCGCUGCUUCCUGGGCUCCAGAAGCUGGUUCGAUUGUUGCCGCCCGCUCUCGGCCUGCUUCUGCAUUGCCACCGUGAUGCUCAGCCGCGAAGCACCGUUGUCAGCGUCGGCUUCGCACGCGUGUUUCUCCGCGCAUCCUUACUAUCCUCAUCUUGCGGCACCCGCGGAGUUGGUCUCUGCUGUGGCUCGCGCCGCGAACGUCCCGAUCGUGUUCAGGCGCCUUCUGCGUCUGGAGGCGACUCCGCCUUCCGGCUUCCCUCGAUGCGCACCCUGAACGAAGCGUCUGUCACCUGCGGCAUGACGGCGCAGUGGCCAAUCUGCUGCUUCCUGCUGGCAGGGUCUCGAGUCCUCUUAGCGACUCCGCCGCCCUUGUUCAGCUCAGCCCGCUCCAGCACGCCCAGCCUGCCAGCGGCCCCGCCGCCGUAGGCGCACCUGAUGCCGCCUGGGGGCACUGCAGCUCAUGAGCCAGAACGUCU
Prorocentrum cordatum is the source of this 2261-nucleotide messenger RNA. The record is from the annotation of a GenBank genome assembly. Lineage: Eukaryota; Dinophyceae; Prorocentrales; Prorocentraceae.